Messenger RNA from Toxotes jaculatrix (banded archerfish), 2876 nucleotides. RefSeq names its product golgi associated kinase 1B (gene gask1b). Gene Ontology annotation, cellular component: Golgi apparatus. The record is from RefSeq and is a predicted model, not a curated record. The coding region runs from base 96 to 1631 and encodes 511 amino acids. NCBI's taxonomy places the organism in Eukaryota, Metazoa, Chordata, Actinopteri, Toxotidae. The transcript is spliced from 4 exons.
CUCCCUUCCAACAUGAGUUUCGGAAGUCGUGCGCUCCUCCCUGGUUUGAGUUUGCCGCAAAAAGACACUCAACCACGGUAAUACCAUAAGUUCUAAUGGGGAAGUCUCGCUCUCACUGGCUGCGAUUCCCUAUUUUAAGACUUAAAAGCAGCUUUCGGAGGUGCCCUCUUUCCAAAAGGAGUUUGAUAAUUGCGACAGUAUGUGUAGUCUAUUUGGUUUUUGCAGUUUCUCAUGUGGGACACUCUCAGCAGCACCGGGACAGAAGGACUGAUAAAGACAAGUACCGACACACCCGUGGAUUGUAUAAUUUGGAGACUAAUGGUGCCCUGCCAGACUCUGUGGACUCGCAGACCGGUGCGAGCUUCGUGGUCCCGACCCGGUCCAACGUGGUGUACAUAACGCUGAGGUUUAAGCGCCUGAAACCAUCAAAUAUUCGGGGUACAAUCAGACCAAAACUGAGGAGAAAAGCGAGAAGGAAUAAAACAGCCAAUUCAGCUUUUACGCAGAACAAACUUGGCACUUUGGAGCGGGACACGGGCCAAAUUAAGCGCAACGUUGCACCCAAGACUUCCUGGAGAGAAACCAGGGAUGUUGAUUAUAAAUCUUUACAUGUAGUUCAGAAAUCUCAUAAAGAGGUAGACUCUCACAUUAGUUCCAUCCGAAUUUACAGCCAAAGGGCACCGCCAUGGUUCAGCCCAGAGGACGUGAAAGCCAUGCGCUUUCUUGCGGAUGCCAAAGUUUUGCGCAUCAGAGAAGUUUCUCGCGGAGACUCUCCAUCACUUCUGAUAUAUGAGGGCGAGACACAGGUUUCACCGAACAACCAAAACCACACAAAACGGGACGAUGUGUGCGCGGGACUGUGUGGAGUCAUCAAAAGUCCCGUGGACAACACUGAGGUCUUUGCUUUCCACUUGGACAGGGUGCUGGGGCUGAACAGGACAUUGCCAGCUGUAAGCAGAAAAUUCAGAUUUUUACACGAUGGCCAACCCUGUCCAGUGGUGUCAUGGGAUGCAUCUCUGCACACAGAAGGCCUUGCUGCAGGCUGGGCUGCUGUGAGGUUAACAUGGAGGGACUACCAGAACUCCCUGAAACAAAGGUGUUGGCAUAAAAACAUCAGCCCGAAGCCCGACUCUGGCUGCUCCAGUAUUCAUCACUACGAGUGGAGCAAACUUGCUCUGUUUGACUUCUUGUUACAGAUUCACAACCGUCUGGAUCAGAGCUGCUGUGGGUUCAGGCCCCGGGAGGAAGAUGUGUGUGUGGAACUCGGCCAUCACGCUGAAUGCGGGGAUCAGGACCGCAUUCAACUGGCAAACAUCAUCCACAGGGGUCAUGACCCCAGACACCUGGUCUUCACCAACAACAAGGGGUUCUUUGACCGCAAUGAGGACAACUUGGACUUCAGGCUGCUGGAGGGAAUCAAGGAGCUUCCAGAGCAGGCGGUGUCAGUGCUGAGGAGCAGGAGGCUGAGGGAGAAACUCCUCCAGUCUCUGUUCCUGGACCAGACGUACUGGGAGAGCCAGGGCGGCAGGCAGGGCAUCGACAAGCUUAUCGAUGUCAUUGAAAGGCGGGCAAAGGUCCUCCUCACCUACAUCAAUGCCCAUGGGAUCAGUGUAAUUGCAAUGAAUGUAUAAUGAGGUUCACACCAGUCAAGUACCAAAUUACGGAGACACAGACAAAGUAAAUUAAUGGUUUGAUCCCUGUGACUUUAGUGUAUUGUGUCAGAAUGUCCUUUUACAAAACACUGGAGCUUCACACAUUUACAUUUUCUAUGGUGGCCUGAAUUAAAACAUCAGCUAAUGCCAUGUCAUUUAUGCUAAUUAUAAAUCAGCUUGUGUCACAAAAGUGUGAGAGCACAUGCUGUCAAGUACAAGUGGCCCAAAUCCUCAGGACCAGAUAAUUUUACAGUGAGAUAUUGGUAAAAUUAAACAGGAUAAAUGAGUAUUAAAUAUUUUGUCUUUAUAUAUUUGAAGAACAAAACAAAACAAAAACAACAACAUCAUAUUGGUAAUGAAGGACUUAUUAUAAAUUACCCAUUAACCAAAAUAAGUUGUGUUGCUGAUAACUCUGUAAUGCAAACCAUUCAAGUACUGUAAUUUGUGGUUAAGGAAACAUUUAUAAACCCAUCAUUUGCAUGAGACCUUGAGAAUUUCUGAACUAAUUUUGACAUUUACAGUGAAGGUUUACUUCUUUCUUUCAAGUCUUCAUUUCUUUCUUCCCCAGAGGCCAGUGCUCUGUUGUCAUUAUGUAAAGAAUAUGCUGCGGUUUUAACUUCUCCUGAGGCCUUCCAGCUAGUGUCAUUUGCAUUGUGUAUGAUGGGAAUGCACUACAUGAUAGGUUAUUUUCUUCCCCACUCCUCAAGCGUGUGGCAGGAAUGAAGCUGUCAAUAAAGCCGCUUAGUGUAGUUAACAAGCCAAAGCCCAAGAUCCACUUGGCUUAACUUUUGUCACACAACGCUGACAAAAGAUUUAAAUUUUAUUGAGUUACAGUAUUUAAUCUUGUGUAUCUUGUGUACAGUCUUAAAAAAUAUAUUUUUUUCUUUUUUAACCCUCAAGAUGCCAAGGAAGCUUCACUUUUUUCAGUAUAGUCUUCCUUGUAUCAUUUUAUGUUUUAAAGAUCCAGUAUAACAAAUACAAUUUUCACGAUUUACCUUGAACACUGUAUAUUUUGAAACGUGUUUGGAAAAAACUCGGGACGGUGACUUACAUAUGAGAAGUCAGACAGUACUAUUGUUUUUGACACGCACUCUUUAUUUCAGUCUAACUACAAAAACUCCUCUUGUCAUAACCACUUUCAUUUUAUUUAUUUAUUUUUGUACUUUCUUUUCUAAUUAUUGAAGAUGUAUGAGCAUCAGAUGGUGAAUAAAAGCAUUUAUGUGU